This is a messenger RNA of Manduca sexta (tobacco hornworm), 2874 nucleotides long. RefSeq names its product cilia- and flagella-associated protein 58. Bases 120 to 2681 code for a protein of 853 amino acids. The transcript has 19 exons. The record is from RefSeq and is a predicted model, not a curated record. Gene Ontology annotation, cellular component: cytoskeleton. NCBI's taxonomy places the organism in Eukaryota, Metazoa, Arthropoda, Insecta, Lepidoptera, Sphingidae.
GUAGCGUAACCAUGACAAUCUAAUAACAUCUCCCUUCACAUUGUCAAAUACCAUUAUAUUUACAAGGCUUUUUACGUUAUUUUCAUUUCAUUUGCGUUUUGAUUCAAUUUAAUCCCAAGAUGGACGACGAAGAAGAUUUUGGUGGAGCGAUGGUCAUAGCUUCAGAGACUACAGAGGCUGAAAAGGAAUUCGAAAAGGUAUUGGAACAAUUGCGAGAAGCCGAAGGACUGAAGUUGUAUUCCGAUGUGUAUACAAAACUGUACGACUCCUACUACAAGCUUAAGGAAGAAAAUGUGACGCAUAUGGAAGAAGUUCACUCUCUCAGAGCAAAACUCAGUCGCUUUGACGACACCGUGACAGACUACCUCGCCGAGAUUUCUGAAGCUAAUAAGACAAUUGAAAAACUGCGUAGCGAUAUAAACGAGGCGCGAGCAUUGGCAGACGCGAUGCAUGCACGAGAACUGCAGAGCGUGGAAAGUUUGGAAACUAUGAAGAAAACGGUGACCAGAUUAGAAAAAGAGUUGGACGCUAGGAAAAAAGCUGGAGAUGACGACGCUGGAGCAACAUCAGCGGUGAAAGAGAAGGAGAAAUUUGAAAAAGAGAAGGCGCGUCUCCAAGGCGAGCUGGACGGCAUUAGGCUGAGGUUAACCAACGCGCUGAGCUAUCAAGAGGAACUGGAACAACAGAACAACGAGGGCGCCGAGACGAUAGCAAAGUUGGAAGAGCAGCUAGAGGAAGCGGAUAACAACGCUGUAAGACAAAAUCGUCUAGUGGAUCAUUUAAAAGGAGAAAGCGAUACGCUGAAAGCCGAGGUCGAAAACAGAGGAAUAGCUAUGGGAAAUCUCAACGAUAAGUUAGCAAAAGCAGACAAGACUAUAGAACGCAGAGACAAGCAGCUGCGUGACAUGACUAACAAGUUGGAGACAGCCCAGCAGGAACAAGAGGCCGCUUCGGCAAAGGCAGCACAAUUAAGAGAACAAUUGGACUCUACCAAUGCUGAAUUCGACAAAACUAAGCAGACGUUGAUCAAAACCACCAAGGAAUUAAAGAACAUGACAGACGAAGGAACUAAAUUGCGAAAUGAAGUAACAAAAUUAAAUAAACAAGCAGCGCAACAGAUGAAAAAAUUUCAACUCCUCGAACAAGCCAAGGCGAAUACGGAAUCAGAUCGUGAGAGACUUCGGCAGCAGGUAAGCGUGAUGGAGCGAGAAAUCAUGUUGAGUAAGAAACAAGCCGAGUCCGAUAAACGAGAAAUUGAAAAUCUGAACAGAGAGAAGGAUAUAUUAAACAAGAAUAUGCAAAAAAUACAGAAUGAAGCGUUGGAGAACCUGCAGAUGCUGAAUCUCCAGGAGCAGCGACGCAAGCAGCUCGAACACGAGCUGGAAAUGAACGAAGCGCAGAUCACCAAGCAACGGCUCCUCAUACGACAACUCGAAAAGGAUAAAGACAGAAUGCUAGAAGAGACAAUUGCACUGAAUGAGAAAAUAGACGAAAUUUCAGAGGAAGUCCGUCUUCGUACGGCUGAUAUUCUGGACCUAAAGAAAGCACUGCGCGAGGAGACGAUCAAGUCGCGGAAACUGUCGGUGGCGCUGGACGCGACGAGGGCCGAGAGAAACAUGCUGCACAAGAACUACACCGAAGCGCUCGACGAGAUAUCCGAUCUGAAACAGAAACUUAAGAUGCUGGCAUAUCAAAUUGAGCAGCUUAAAGAAGAUAUAAGCGGCAAGGAAGCAGGCCUGAAGACGUGUGAAGGCACACUCGCAAAAUGCAACAAGAAGAAUGAACAACUCCGCUCCGAAGUACAGGCUGGACUAGCGAAACUGUCUGAAGCAAGAGCAGAUAUCGCCGCUCUUAAGCAAGAAGAAGCGCGACUUAAUAGAAUUGUACAGGAAGGCGACACGGCCCGUGCCAAGUUGACUAAGGACUUAGAAGGGCUGAUGAAUGAGAGAGACGUGGUGGGAGCCCAGCUGGUGCGAAGAAACGAUGAAAUUUCCUUACUUUAUGAAAAGAUACGGAUAUUAGAAAUCACUCUUCAUAGAGGUGAACGUCAAUAUGAACAGCGUAUUGAAGAUAUCCGUCUGCUGCGCUUGGAGAUCAUUAGGCUUCGGAAAGAGAAAAAUCUUUUGUCCAAAGGGAUUGAGAACAUGACGGAUUUACGACUCGAGGUGUUUAAUCUAGAAAGGGAGCUAGGUCGCGAACGUCUCCGAGUGCGUGCCUUAGAAGAGGCUCUCGAGUCUCCUCUCAACGUGCACCGCUGGAGGAAGUUGCAAGGCACGGACCCUGAGAGCAUAGAGCUCACACAAAAAUUACGGCUCACGCAAAAGAAGGUGCUUGCUCAAAGUGAGAUGUUGGUGCUCAAAGAUCGCGAGCUAAAGGAAACACGCAAUUUGUACAGCGCGGUAAAGGAUAUACUGGCUUUACAGCCCAGCCCUGAGAUACAGAUAGUUUUGAACCGCACACAACGGGCUCUGGCACAGAGAACGACUAAAUUGAAAUGCCUAGUGGCUGAGAUGAGCAUGCGCGAGCGUCAAGUAACCGACCUACGUCUCGACUUAGAGCGAGUGAAUGGCGAGCUGCAUUCUUUCAAACAAAAGUAUUACGAAAUGAAAAGAGCUUUGGAUGCCGAAGAGACUCGAAGAUUGAAACUGGUGUCACCACCUGGUGCCAAUACGCCAAAUUAGAUACGUGCUUGUGAUACGAUGACAUGUCGAAAAUGUUUGUGGCCAUUGCUGUGAAUGUUGUGGGUAGUCAAAGUACUAAUAUCGAGGACAAGCCGAAGGUUGAAAUACAGAAUAAUAUUGAUUUAUAAUUAUAGUGAUUUCGCUGUUUUUAAAGUAUUGAAAUUGCUUCGCCAGUAAAUACAAAUUCAAAGGA